Messenger RNA from Prorocentrum cordatum, 2148 nucleotides. The record is from the annotation of a GenBank genome assembly. Lineage: Eukaryota; Dinophyceae; Prorocentrales; Prorocentraceae.
AUGGUCAAGGAGGUGCUGGCCAAGGAGGUGGGGGCGCUCAAGCAGCAGCGCGACCCUCCUGGUGCUGGCCCGCCGCAGCCGCCACCUGCCGAGUCGGGCGACGACCCGCUCCUGGACCAGAUCGAGGCCUUGGAGAGCACGGUCGCGGGGCUCAAGCGGGCCAAGCUCUCGGGGCAGCUCCUGGUGGAUGCGGAGGCGCAGUUGGCUUCGCUGCGAGCGCAGCGCCUGGAGGCCAAGACGCCGCAGAACCAUGUCAUCGUCCUCAACGGGAAGCUCACGCGCCUGCGGGGCAAGCUCGAGCGCCUCGAGAAGGCCAAGAGCGCCAAGCAGCAGGCGGUCGACGACGCGCGCGCUGCGCUGGAUCAGUGCCUCGCCGACCAGGUUGCCCACGAGAAGGACACGCAAAACACCAGGGGGGCGAUCGAGACCGCGGAGCGCGAGGUACAGGCCGCUGUGCUCAAAGUCGCCCGUGGCGCUGGUCCCGCACACGGCGGAGCGGGCGCGGGACUCUCUCAAGCAUUUUGUUCCCAGCUGGACGCCGCGGAGCAGCGGCGCCUCGUCGAAGAGCUGCUGGCGCCCGACCCGCUCGGCCAACAGGUUGGAGCAGGGGCCGGCAAGAUUCUGGUCACGCUUUUGGGCAGAGCCAUGGCCAAAGCUGCUCCACCUGCUGCUGCUCAUGUGCCUCCCGCUGGAGGUGAUGGGGCAGCCUCCGCAGAGGACGAGCCCAUGCCCGAGGCCUUCGACCAGACCACGGCAGACAGUAUCAUCACUGCUGCUGCCCAGCAGCCCGAUGCCAAGCGCGCCCUUGCAGCAGCCAUGCGGGGGCUCAACAUGGCUGUGAUCAAGGAGACCAUGCGCAGCGGGGGGGUCGGCAUCAUCGCUAAACGACACCUGGACUUAUGGUGGGGCCCGCUGGAGUGUUCCGCGGUGGAUGGGCGCAUCUCGGUCGCUUUCGCGCGGCUGCCGCCGCUGGGCGCGCUCGCUCUGUACAGCGUGCACCUCGAGACCGGCGUGGGGCUGAGCGGCAACCUCGCCGCGCUGCGGACCCUCGAGCACCGCGCCAAGGGCCACCACCUCCCGUGGAUUGCGGGCGGCGACUGGAACCUCGACCCCGAGGCCACCUGCCACGGGGGGCAGGGCACCCAUCACGUGCGGGACUUCUUCGUCUCGGGUGGGCGGGUUGGCUUCGCCUGCCGGGGCCCGCGGGUCCAUCCCGAGCAUUUGGUCCCGACCCACGACUUCGUCGAGCUGGCGAUCCAGGGCGCGGGCGACUGGCCGACCGCGCGCGUGGCCAAGCAGCCGCCGCCGCUGCCCGCGUCUCGACCUGUGGGGCCGCGCGUGCAGCCACCUGAUUGGGAGGGUGCCAACGCCGCUGUGCGGGAGGCACUCGCGGAGGCCAGCCGCGGGGGCCUCAGCGUCCGCGCGCGGCAGGAGCCGGUUAACCAGGCCCAUGCGUCCUGGCCGCGGACGGCGCGCCAGGAUUUCGGCGGCAUCGUCGACGCCAGUGCAGCCCAGCUGAGCCACUGGGGAGGGCAGCUCGCCUUCGAAGAGCAGCCGCUGUGCAAGGUGCUGGCUACGCCCAAGAAUCCGAGAUCCAGGGCCAGUUCGGGGAUGCGCUGGCUGGCUGGCCAGCUGGGGCAGGCCGCUGAGCUUCUCGGCGACGUGCUCUGCGGGGGCCGUGCCCAGCUCGGGCCCUUGCGCGAGGCCCUCCGCCGCCUGGGGGGCGCGCUGGAGCCAGGCGGGCGGUUCCACCACCAUUGCCACCGCCAGCCGGAUUGGCCAGAGUGGGAGGCGUUGCUGCGUCACUUCUGCAUGGUCGUCCGUGGCGAGAUGUCUGGGUGGCUCAGCUCUACACCGGGGCCGCCCGGGGCGCUGGGGCCGCCGCUGUGGCCGCCCGUCGGCUUCCCUGCGUGGGCGAUUUCGCCCAUGCAGCCACCGCUGGAGCCGCCGCCGAGGCCGCCCGGGGGCCGCCCUGCACGGGCGAUUUCGUCCACGCAGCCGCCACCGAGGCCGCCCGCGGCGCUGGGCCCGCCCGACGGCAUCCCUGCGAGGGCGAUUUCGUCCAUGCAGCCGCCGCUGGGGCCGCCGCCGAGGCCGCCCGGGGCGCUGGGGCCGCCGCUGUGGCCGCCCGUCGGCCUCCCCGCGCAG